AUGAACGACAACGACGUCUGUUUAGCUGAAUUCUAUUUCUAUACUCUUGGUGAUAAGACUGUGUACAACCAACAGCUCAACGAUUUAUUCGUGUGCUAUACACUCUCCCGAGGCCUUCAGAAACCAUGCAAUUCACCGAGGCGGCCGCCACUGCCUCUCGAACUUAUCCUCCGUAUCGUUCGCUUUGCUGGUUUCACAGAUCCCAAGCCGGAUAUGAACUUGACUAUGGAUGCCGUGAUACUUGCGAAGACGAUUGCACACGGGCUCUCUUCGGACUUGUACAUGACUGAGAGGCUUACUCGUGCCCAGCUUGCUUCAAUGGCGCGUCUCCAGCUUAUAGAACUGCCGUGGGACGACAGCGAACCCACCUAUGACUUUCAUGACAUACAUCCCUACACAUGGGCAUUUAUCCCCCUGGGGACCCAAGAUGAGAGAUUUGGAUUCACGGGUAGCCCAAAGGGAAUUGUUGCCGCGCUCUUCCCGUGCCGUAACGGGACGGAAGCGGCGGCCGUUCAAACUCUGAGCGAAGAUGUGGUCAUUGGCGAGACCUUUCCUCUCGAGCAUGUGAUUAGUCAGCAGUUGGAGGAAGGGGAGAUGCCUUGUGUGGUUGUAAUCUCGCGAGAACGUGCGCGGCUAUUGGUUUGGAGGUGGUGGGAGCCUAAGCUCUAG
Molecule: messenger RNA, 669 nt
Organism: Rhizoctonia solani
Lineage: Eukaryota; Fungi; Basidiomycota; Agaricomycetes; Cantharellales; Ceratobasidiaceae
Product: Zinc cluster transcriptional activator
Exons: 2
Coding region: 1-669 (222 amino acids)
Source: RefSeq, a predicted model, not a curated record